Molecule: messenger RNA, 915 nt
Organism: Funneliformis geosporum
Lineage: Eukaryota; Fungi; Glomeromycota; Glomeromycetes; Glomerales; Glomeraceae
Source: the annotation of a GenBank genome assembly
AUGAAAUUCGGAAUCCUAAUCUUCUGUCUGAUUUCAUUAUUGGUCACUAAUGUUAAUGCAAACUUUUGCGGGAUACCGGAUUUCAGUGAACAAUCUAUACCAAAUACGUGUGAAGAAUUAUUCGUAUGUGACAAAUGUAACGAAUGUCAAUCGCAACUUUGGGCUUCUUUGGGAGGUUCAUCAUCAUGCGGUUUUACUAUUAACCUGAUCAAGAAAGUUGUAGAAAAAUACCUUAAAGGUAUCAAAUCUGGGGAGAUGACCAAGAUUGACCGUUUUGACAUGACUCCUUAUGAUGAAUCUGUAAGGGAACUUUGUGACGAGGAAUUCACAUGCACUUAUGAAGAAGCCGAACCAGUAUGGAAGGAGGUUAAAACAAAAUGUGCUACCGAAUUAUCAACCCUCGUUGACUGGACUCAAAAUCCGUCGACUAUUGACAAAACCGUUGCUUAUGCUUAUGGAGUUGUUUUGAUCUAUUAUUUUGGUAUACCCGAUCAUGAUUUCUUAUGUCAUAAAAGCUCAAGUGGCGAAUUUUGCGGUAUUGAAUCCGCAAAGUCUGUUCUUGAUUGGCUCAAAGAGACGGUUCCUGAUGGAGAUUUCGUAUUUUCCUAUGAUUAUACAGUCGUUUAUAAGAGUGAUGGUACAAGUAUUGAAGUCCCUCAAAAAUUCAAAUGCUUGGAAUGUAGUAAGAUCGCGUUUGAAAUUUAUAGUGCUUGGCCAGAACAACACCCAUGGGAUGAUGAAUUAGUAAAGAAUCUCUUUGGAUCAUGGGAAGAUUUCAAAAAUCAAAAUUCUUGCCCUAAUCCUGAGUAUACUGCUAAAAUGAAGAUUAAGCGUUCUCCUAAUAGGUUAUCAAAUCGCUCAUCCGGAAAUUCUGGUUUCUCACCUUUUAUGACUGCAGAUCGAUUUAGGAUUUAA